AUGGGUUUCUUCUCAAAGUCAUUCGACCCAGUCACUGACCUCCCAGACUUGUCUGGUAAAGUCAUACUUAUUACAGGCGGAAAUGCAGGUAUCGGCUACUCGACUGUGAAGCACCUGGCACGUCGUGGUGCCAAGGUGUACAUGGCCGCACGCAACCGAAGCAAGGCAGAGGAGGCGAUCGCGCAACUGAAAUCAGAGGGACUGGGUCCUGGGAACGGCGAUGUUAUCUGGUUGGAACUCGAUUUGAAGGACCCUCGAAAUGCGAAAAAAGCGGCAGAGGAAUUUAUGAAGCAGGAGAAGAGAUUGGACGUUCUCAUUCACAAUGCUGCGGUGUUUGUUGAGAAUUACGCCAUGACGCCGUAUGGAGUUCAGGAGAUAGUGAUGGUCAACGUCAUCAGUCAUGUCGUCCUCACACGCACCCUCCAACCGCUGCUGGACCAGACAGCAGCUGAACCAAAUUCAGACGUCCGCAUAAUCGUCUUCCCUACUACCAUCCAGGUCGCUUCAGACGGCCACCGGUUUGUAUCAGGGAAACCUCGUUUCCGUAACCUUGAUGAUCUUAACAAUGAACUCAAAAGUUCGUUUGCCCCCAGCUUCGCGCGCUAUUGCAUGUCAAAACUCAUGAAUAUACUCUACGCUUCUGAACUUCAGCGACACCUCACCGCUGUUGGCUCUCCCAUCACCGUUAUCGCCGUUCACCCUGGAGCAGUCGACACCUUCUCUCAUAGAUCCAACUUCAAGUUCAUCGUCAAGCCUCUCGUGUCCCUCUUCUUUGUACGUCAAGACCAGGGUGCAUAUACCUCGGCGUUUGCGGCUGCGUCGGAAGAAGUUGCCAAGCAGCGCGAGAAGUACAAGGGCAUGUAUUUAACGCCAGUAGGCAAGCUAACAGAGCCGACGGAGGUGGCGAGGGAUGAGGGGCUUGCAAGGGAGCUUUGGGAUACUGUGGAUAGGUUUUUGGAGGAGAAGGGGAUUUGAUGGAAGCUUUGUUUGAUUGAUGAGCUGAGAUCGAUGCACGACGAACAGCCGUACCUCCAAGAGGUGUCGAACGGACAAGGACGUUGAUCUCGCCUCUGAAUUAUGAUGGGACGAUGAUCCCUGUUGAUACGUUGUCAUGUACACUUGCAUGACACUGGUGCCCAUCCAGCCUGCGCGCUUUUCCUCUCAUUUUGUUUAGUACAAAUGCAAUGCUACGUAUAUAAUUAACUGUACACUACAUAUUGUAAUCAACAAAGUAUCUCUGUCAUCUCCGC
Messenger RNA from Suillus fuscotomentosus, 1250 nucleotides. RefSeq lists its product as uncharacterized. The record is from RefSeq and is a predicted model, not a curated record. Lineage: Eukaryota; Fungi; Basidiomycota; Agaricomycetes; Boletales; Suillaceae. Bases 1 to 975 code for a protein of 324 amino acids. The transcript is spliced from 8 exons.